AUGGUGAAAUGUCUGUCUUUGCAGAAAAAUGUCUAUGUAGCUGACCUAACUGAGAAACUGGUGACAUCUCCUGAGCAAGCCCUUGCUUGGAUUAGAAAAGGAGAAAGUAAAAUGCUCUUAUUCCUUAUUUAAACCAUAAUGUUAGAUUAAAUAUAAUCUAUGUGUUGCUUGAAUAACAUACUGACACUAUUCAAUGUUAAAUGUACGCCCUAGAGAAUCGGCAUUAUGGAAAGACAAAAAUGAACCAGCGAAGCAGUCGUUCACAUACAAUUUUCCGCAUGGUAAGACACUUUAUUAUACAUCACAAUAGACAAUGCAUAUCUCGUUAUCUGUGUGCUGGAGAUAAUGCUGGUGUUUUUUUCUCAGAUCUUGGAGAGUCGUGACAGGGGUGACCCUGCAUCUGGUGAAAAUUCAGACGGCGCCAUUAUUGUGUCCCAUUUGGUAAGCUGCCACAGUCAAGUGUGUUUGGUGAACUCUGAUGUGUCCUCCGUUUUUUAUUUUCUUACCAGUCUCCUCAUUUUUAUGUAGACUUUGGUUGACCUGGCUGGGGCUGAUAGAGCAAGUAAAAAUGGCGCUGAAGGUAAGUGGUUUGAUACUUGUGCAAAUGUGACAACAGUGUGAAAUAUCUUAAUCUGAACAACCUUCCUUUGGUGGUUGGUUUCAGUUGUAUUUUGUGACUUUUGACAUAUGAUAUUGUAGGUACACGUUUCAAAGAAGGAUGUAAUAUAAAUCGCAGCCUGUUCACCCUGGGUCAAGUGAUCAAGAAACUGUCUGAUGAAACCCAGAAGUAGGUGUUGGUUACUUACCAUUUUCCACAGCAUUUGUUUAACUUAUUUACAUUUUAGUCAUUUAGCAGACGCUCUUAUCCAGAGCGACUUACAGUUAGUGAAUACAUUUUUUUUUUAUACUGGCCCCCCGUGGGAAUCGAACCCACAACCCUGGCGUUGCAAACGCCAUGCUCUAUCAACUGAGCUACAUCCCUGCCGGCCAUUCCCUCCCCUACCCUGGACGACGCUGGGCCAAUUGUGCGCCGCCCAUGAGUCUCCCGGUCGCGGCCGGCGGCGACAGAGCCUGGAUUCGAACCAGGAUCUCUAGUGGCACAGUUAGCACUGCGAUGCAGUGCCUUAGACCACUGCGCCACUCAGGAGUUACUUAUGCGAUUUGUUUACUAAUGUGACUUUAUCCAUACAUUCAGGGGUUUCACUAACUACAGGGACAGUAAACUCACCCGCAUCCUCCAAAAUUCCUUGGGUGGAAAUGCAAAAACUGUCAUCAUCUGCACCAUCACCCCAGUUACUGUGGAAGAAACACUUAGCACCCUUCCAAGUGGGUGAAAUAUUUGUCUAUCUUAAAUCUUUAUUUUAAAUUAUUAAUAUCAGCCAAAUGUAACAUUCAUUUCUAAUAAAGUACCUGCCCAUCUCUACAAUCUAGUUUGCUAGUGCAGCAAAGAACAUGAAGAAUGACCCGCAUGUCACAGAGGUUUCUGAUGACGGAGCCCUUCUUAGAAGAUACAGAAAUGAAAUUGUGGACCUCGAGCGCCGACUUCAUGAGGCAAGUCUAGCUGUACUGGCUAUUGGGGUUCUUUAAAAAUGUUGCCGGCUCUCCUUCGAAGAAUUGACACUUUUUACAACUUUUUGCAAUUUCAACCUUUUAUUUUUGUACAUUGCCUUAGGUCUCCUCAGUCACUCAAACAACCGCGACAGAGAAGGAGACUCUGUCCCAGAUUUUGCAAGAGAAGGAUCAGCUCCAAUGA
Coregonus sp. 'balchen' is the source of this 1753-nucleotide messenger RNA. NCBI's taxonomy places the organism in Eukaryota, Metazoa, Chordata, Actinopteri, Salmoniformes, Salmonidae. The record is from the annotation of a GenBank genome assembly.